GAGCCUCGUGUAUUCGUCUCUCGCAUUUAGACUUGUUUGACAUUGAAAUACUAUCUUGGGCACAUAAUAUUGGCGGCCAGAAAUUCACGGCAUAACUAAAAUUUAAGUCAGUGACGAAAUAUUCAUAUUAGGGUGUGUGAGUGCCUUAUUGAAAGCAAAGUCUACUUCACAAAUCUUAAAUUUUUAUAAGCGAAAGAGAAAACAGGAGAAUUACAAGUGAAGAUGGAGGGAUUCCGUGAUGGAGUAACAUAAAUUUAAACUUUUAAAAUUGUCACUGAAAAGUGCCUGCAACAAAUUCUUGAGACCUUGUUGCUUUUCAAGUUGUUGAAAAUCCAGUAGUAAUAGUAGUAGUUGAACUAGCUAUUAUUGAAGACAUCGCAAGAAAACUUGGAACCAAAAAAGGGGUCCCCUGAAACUUGCUCUCAGUAUGGCUGACCAUAUAAGCAGUUAUCCUGUCCUGAAAUCAUUUUUAGCUGGAUCCUUCAGUGGCACUUGCUCAACUCUACUGUUUCAGCCACUUGACCUCAUCAAGACACGAUUACAAAGUCCUUUUCAGACAAGAACUACAGGAUAUGGAAUGGUCUCUCUGUUGUGCCAUGUGGUCAAAAAUGAAAAAGUGAUUGGUCUGUGGAAGGGAACUGUUCCAUCAAUGACUCGUUGUGUCCCAGGGGUUGGGCUGUACUUUUGUUCGCUCAACUGGUUACAGCGAACACUUGAGAAAAAUGACCCUUCUCCUAUUGAUGCAGUUUGUCUGGGGAUUUCAGCAAGAUCACUGACGGGUGUUAUUCUUUUACCUAUAACAGUUAUCAAAACUAGAUAUGAGAGUGGUGUUUACAGUUACGUUGGUGUAGUACAAGCUUUAAGAGUUAUACACACUACAGAGGGUUUCAAGGGUUUGUUCAGUGGACUGAUCCCCACACUGUUACGAGAUGCACCUUUUUCGGGCAUAUACCUAAUGUUCUACACACAGACCAAAAAAGCUGUACCCGAAUCUUGGAGGGAUGGAAUGACUCAAAUUCCAACAAUAUUUCUCUGUGGAACGUUUUCUGGAUUAUUGGCUUCUACAUGUACCCAGCCAGCAGAUGUUAUCAAGACUCACAUGCAGUUGUACCCAAGCAGGUUCACGAGGGUCUCAAUAGCAGUUUUGUACAUCUAUAAGGAAUAUGGACUUGCAGGAUACUUCAAGGGACUUGUGCCUCGAGUACUCAGAAGGACUCUUAUGACAGCUCUGGCUUGGACUGUAUUUGAACAGGUCUCACGCGAAUUAGGCCUGAAGUGAAAGAAAGACUACAUAUGAAUUCAGAACAUGUUUAUAUUUUGCACUGUUAUAUGGUUUAUAUAUUUUCAAGAAGUAUGAAAAUGUUUUGUCUCUAAUAGCAUUGUCAACAUGUUACUUUUUUUUUGUGUUUUAUUUUUUGAAAACAAGUUGAUUUAGGAAGAAUUGUGUGGAGUGAAUUCUUGCAGAACCUUGUGUUAAAAUCUAGUGUUCCUAUGUUAUCUGAGCCUAUUGUGUUAUGAAUGUUUCACACUAAUUGGUCUUUAUACAUAAGUGUUUUCCUUUAGUUUUCAUUUUAAAGUUAAGGUCUUUUUACCAUAUUUCUAAGAAACUAAUUUAACUUUUAUUCAUUAUUUGACAUAUUAUCCUUGCAAUAUUUUUCAUUACGAUGUUUUGUUAACCUAGUAAACUAUAUAGUUCUCUAAUAAAUAUACAAAAAACUUUUAUACAGUCACUUUUCUUAAGGUUUGCUUAGAAUGUUAUAUUAAUUCAUACCAAUAGAUUAUUUACUUAAAAUUGUCGCACUGUUCAUCAUUGUUUUGUGUAAGAUUGUAUCAUACAAACAUCUUUACUCUCACUUAGGUAUGAAAUAUUGAAUUAUAAUACUCAUGGUGGAACAGUAUUUUUUUUUUUAUCUUUAAACCCAGAAAUAAGUGCCUUUGAAGUAGUUACGUAGUAAUAUUUUAAAAAAUUAAAUGUUUUUUUUUAUUAAACUUGUACUAGGUUGAUGUAAUAAACUGUACAUAACUACUAUUAUUAUUA
Messenger RNA from Limulus polyphemus (Atlantic horseshoe crab), 2038 nucleotides. Its product is annotated as solute carrier family 25 member 38-like. The transcript is spliced from 11 exons. The record is from RefSeq and is a predicted model, not a curated record. Gene Ontology annotation, molecular function: glycine transmembrane transporter activity. Gene Ontology annotation, biological process: glycine import into mitochondrion. Gene Ontology annotation, cellular component: mitochondrion; mitochondrial inner membrane. The coding region runs from base 428 to 1279 and encodes 283 amino acids. Lineage: Eukaryota; Metazoa; Arthropoda; Merostomata; Xiphosura; Limulidae.